This is a messenger RNA of Cantharellus anzutake, 519 nucleotides long. RefSeq lists its product as uncharacterized. The transcript is spliced from 2 exons. Lineage: Eukaryota; Fungi; Basidiomycota; Agaricomycetes; Cantharellales; Hydnaceae. The record is from RefSeq and is a predicted model, not a curated record. The coding region runs from base 100 to 375 and encodes 91 amino acids.
UCGCUCUUCGUUACUGUACUCAAGCUUCCAAUAUGGUUUACCGCUUGAAGAUUCAUAAAAACAUCUCAAUUCGACUCUUCAACGCUUCCAAGUUUCCGGAUGGGCACUUAUAGCGUUAUUCAUCGUGCGCAGAGGACCUCUGGUGCGCCUCACACAGCUACCACAUUUGCGGUAGUAUUGCAAGUUCUAGAAACCACCAUCGCAGAGGAUGUCACUUCUGCGCAUUGGCAAUUGGUGCACAGGUGUUGUGUUUGGCUUGUGUUUACGCACACUGCCCAACGGCAACAUGCCUUCAGCGGUUCUACCACCGACUCGUUGUUUACCCAUUAUAUCCUCUGUUCAAGUGCAAGUCAACCAAGAGGUUGGAGUCAAUGAACUACGAUGGGUGGCUACUUUUUCUUCCUCACCUUCUGGGCCCUCCAUUUGGAGCACCCCCGACUAUGGGCUUGUCCAGGGAUGAGGGGCCAUCGAUGACUUCCGCAGCGCAGCGUCCCCUGAGAAGAGAUCGAGGGUGAUGUU